AUGGCCACCCACUGGACUGACGAGUCAAUCUUUGACUCGUACAACAUUUUUGAAGAGACUUUCAAGAUUGUCUCGUCCCAUGAGAUUAAGGCUGCUGUCUUGAUCCCCAAAACUCUCAAGCCAGGCUCCCACCCCGUCAUCUAUCACCUCCACGGUGGAUUUCUCGUCACCGGGUAUGGCUUGUUCCCUGCCUUCUUCCCGAAGUGGGUUGACAAGCUAGCUCUCAAGCACUCGGCUAUUAUUGUAUCGCCUGAUCACCGCCUCUUGCCCUCUGAAAAUGGCGUGGCCGAUGUGCUCGAGGAUCUUGAAGACUGCUGGCAGUGGACAAAGCUGAAGCUACCCGGCAUCCUCGAGACCAAGGCUACCGGCCACUUUCUUGACUUUUCGCACACACUACUCGCUGGUGGCUCAGCUGGUGGCUACUGUGCGACAGAGCUCGCUCUCUCACACCCUGACGAUUUUCGAACUCUCGCAAUUGUUUAUCCCUUUUUGGAUCCCAGGGACAAGGUGUACGUCGAGGGCCCAGGACCUGAUGAGCCCACCAUUCUUCGGGCAGACCUAAAGGACAUGCCAUCCAAGGAAGAGACACUGGCUUGGAUCGAGGAGACCCGCAAGGCGCCUCAUUCCAAAGACGGGCUGGACAGGAUUCCCUUUCCAAUUGCAGCUUGUCAUGCUGGCAUCUUUGCGUCAGACAUUUUUGACAACAAGGGUCUGAACAGGAGGGAAUUCUUUCCACUGGAGAGAAUCGAGGCUAGCGAGAGGCUGCCUCCAAGGAUAUGGUUGAUGCAUGGGGAUGAUGACGCGACCGUGCCAAUUAGGGGAACUUACAAGUUUAUCAAUCUUGUCCGCGAGAAGCUCCCGCAGACAAUUUUGAGAUUCGAUGUCUGCCCUGGCCAAGAUCAUGCGUUUGACUUUGACGAAAGUGCUUGGGAGUCAUUCGCCUCAGAGGCGCUGGACUUUGUCACUAAAGGGUGGCUCGUCGAGGGCUGA
Molecule: messenger RNA, 990 nt
Organism: Fusarium keratoplasticum
Lineage: Eukaryota; Fungi; Ascomycota; Sordariomycetes; Hypocreales; Nectriaceae
Product: Abhydrolase-3 domain-containing protein
Exons: 4
Coding region: 1-990 (329 amino acids)
Molecular function (GO): hydrolase activity
Source: RefSeq, a predicted model, not a curated record